Molecule: messenger RNA, 3300 nt
Organism: Platichthys flesus (European flounder)
Lineage: Eukaryota; Metazoa; Chordata; Actinopteri; Pleuronectiformes; Pleuronectidae
Exons: 5
Coding region: 249-1469 (406 amino acids)
Source: RefSeq, a predicted model, not a curated record
GCUGCCCACUGCGCACGCCUCCCUCUCUCCUCCUCUCUCCGGCUGCUGCUCACCAUCAAGAAGUCGCUUUCUCAAUCGGGCCGAAUUAACGCGAGGCAGGUUUGUUUUCUUUACAGCAGCGAAACGGCGUUCAUUGCGUAAAUCGUGCGCUUUUUCCUCUCCGCACGAUCCUUUUGUCUGCGACCCUGCGCUCUCCUUGAACAGCACCUCUCCGUCCGGCUGGAACACGGUGUCCUCUGGGGGUGGAAAUGACGGCCAAGCAUCGCAAACCGAAGAACAACCUCAAAAACGAAGAUAACUUAAUCAAGAAUGAAGUGGUCGAGACCGAGGCGCGCGCCGGGGGCAGCAAUUACGCGGGGCUGCUGGUUUUAUUCCUGAUGAUCGUGGCCGUCGGUGCCGCCGGCGCGUGGCUGUGUGUCCAGCAGCACCAAACUUUAACCCACCUGACAGACAACAUCACGGCCAUGCAGAUGAAGAUAGCGAGGCUCCAGUCCUCCAAUGAAGAAAUGCGACAGUCCAGUGAUAAGCAGCACAUUUCGGAGAGUGUGGAGAACCGUAUGAUUGCACUGGAGGAGUCUUAUGCACUGGCCCAGAAACAGGUGGGCAUGGCCCUGGCUACGGCUGAGCAGCUGAAGACCACGGAGCUCCCGGCUCAGGUGCUGUCCCUCCACACCGAGAUGAAAACCCGCAUGGCCGAGAUGCAGCAAGCCACGGUUUCCCUGGAGCAACUGGAGCAGCUGCAGACCACGGUGACGGGGCUGUCCCAGACGGUGGACGUCCUAACUGGGAGCCUGGGAGCCGCAGAGUCCAUGUUGGAGAAGAAAGAAGCGCAGCUCACCGCACUCGGCACGGCCCUUAUCGAACAGGCCGCCGAGCUGCUUAAACUGAAUUUGGAAGUGGACGCCCAGCAGGCUCAGCUGAAGGCCAGCACGCAGGAGGUGGCGUCUGUCAGAGAGUUGCUGGAGAAUGAGCUGUCCCAGCAGGCCAGUGUGGAGGAGCAGCUCAGUGCGGUGCACGAGAGUCUGCAGGAACAGAACUCAGCGGCCCAGAGUGUGCACUCUGAACUCAGGGCUCAGCUGGAGAACAUUCAGGCACGCUAUAAAAACAAUAUAAAAGCAGAAAGAAUUAGCCUGCUGGCGCUUGAGGCGCAAACUGCUGCAGAGCCUGUGGAGGAGGUCAUCGAAGAAGAAGAAGAAGCUGCUACAGAGGAAGCGCCUGUCGAGCAGGAGGUCCCCGUCACUCCUGCAGAGGAGGUGGUGGAGGAGUUGGAGAAGGAGGAAGUAGAGACGACACAAAGGGAAGAGGAGAGCCAGGAAAUAUCGGAAGGAGAGAAAGUUCUGGAGGAGGAGGAGGAGGAGAAGGAGGACAGUAAUCCGGAAGAGGGGGCAGUGAAGGAAGCAGCGUUGCUGGAGGAGGCAGAUGAGGAAGAGGAGCCUUUAGAAAAUGAUGCUUUAGCGCAGGAUGAAUAGAUUUUUCUGGACAAACUCAACCAAGGAGGAUGGGGAACUUUCUCAGUCUAAAGACACUGUCGACAAUAAGAUGAAUACUCUAGGCAGGCUUUAUAGAUUGCUGGUGUUUAGUUGCAGUCUUCACUGUGUGGUUGCUCUUUGAAAGGCAGACGAAAAACCAGAAGAGUUCCUUCACUGUGCUGGAGCUGAAACGUGAACAUGAAAUACAACAUGGCUGUUUAUGUUUGAAAAACGACUAAUUCAGGGUUUUUUUACUUGCCAAUAACGAUCUCUGAAGCCUUAAUUCAUACAACGCGACUGUCUUUCUAUAUAGAGCAUUUUCCACUCUUCACAACUUGCACUUUUUUUUGUCAGGGUUACGUCUGUACUAAACUGGAAAACUGCAAACCAAUGACACAACAAGAAGCGUUUGUCAGUGCACUUGAAGCCAUAAGAUAAGCCUGUCUCUGUGACAUGAAAUAAUGUGUCUUGUUGUCACUGCCUGAAAUGUUUUUUAUUAAAGAUAAAUGCAGAACAAAGUUAUCGAAUCCCAGGUGUUUUACACAGGAAAACUUAAGAGCAAGUAAAAAAAAGCAGAAAAGAUACAGAAGAACAAGUCUUGAAUGUGUUUAAAGUAUAUACUAACUGUAGAUGAUAGUUUUUUUUUUUACUACAUAAGUACAUAUCUGUAGUUCAGCACUGAAAUUCGAAGGAUUUCGUAAAAAUAGUUUGGCUUUUUUUUUUGGUGCACUUUUUUAAAUCAGUUCCAGUUCCAGUCACAUAGAACAAGCCUGCAGUGUUGUAAGUUACAGACGGGUCUAAAAGCUUCAACCUCCCAAAUCUGGUUUCAUCAACAUUGUCCUACAGCUUUUGUUUAUAAGAAAAUAGCAUUUUAUAGUAGGUUCAGACCUCUUAGUCUCGUUGUUGGUCUUUUAAUAUAUAACCACAGGUAUUCUAUGUAUUAUCUAUGGAAAAAGAAACGCGUAUUUGAACUAGAAGAGCUUCGUAAAGCACCUCAGGGACUAACUGUUCUCUAAAUAUAAUAAUGUAAUUUUUACUGAAAUGAGCCCAAAAACAAUCAGACCUAAACUGACCAUACCUUAGUUAACAUGUUCAGUCAGAAGAUGGCUGAAAAGUUGCAUCUAAUGAUGCAGGAAGACAUCAGUUUCAAAAUUUUGAUUUCGGAUAAAUCCAGGUUUAACUGUUCACGUCUGUAAUUUGAAGAGCUACGUGAGAGGCUGAAGUGCAACAGUUCAUCAAACCUGUGGAACACAUGUGAAAAGUGUGGGGGUGUAAAUAGGCCCUGCAACACAUCAACCAAACAGGACGACUGUUCCUUCUCUGUCAGACCUCGUGGCUUCGGUUUCUGAGUAAUGAGAGUCUAAAGUCUGAGAGAGCAGCUGCUGGACUUCUCGUCUGCACUCAUCUCAUGUGUGAAACAGAAGCUAAACAUAUGACUACUCUGCAGGACUGUUUCUGUGACAUGUUUGGAAGACAACUGGAAUUAUGUGAAAUCAAUAAAUUUGAAAAAAACUAACUGCAGGAAUUCAAGCUGUGACUCGAGGAAAUAGACAUAUCAAAUAUUAACCUCACAUAAAGUGUUAUACAUUUACCAAAUGACCUCUUUGUACACAGGAAAAAUGUUUGUGCUUUCACUUAAACGUGGAAUAUGUUUCUGAUAAGGGAUUAAACAGUUCUCUGUACCACUGGAAAACCUUUGAACAUCCCUGUAGGAAUUUUUCUUUUUAAUAUUCACAUUAAUUGAAUGUACGGUUUUGCUGAGGCAUCUGUUACUGUCAGUAUGAUACUUCUCUUAUUGUCAUGUUUUGGAAAAUAAACACUGGUUCUUUCA